ACACAGCUGGAUCCAUACUCCAUCCAAGUUCACACAUGUAGGAAGACCUUAUUCACAUACAACUCAACAUUACAUAUGGAAACUCACCCAUUCACAGCAUACUAUGGUAUUUAUUUCCGGCCAAUAUAUAUGAGGGAAGUGGGGUGUAUCUAAAGUUAAAUAGAUAGAUCAAUACCUAGUUUAAAUUUCUGAGUUCACUUUUAUAUGACUAUAUUCUCUGUUUAUAUUGCUCAAAUUCUAAGUAGAACAGAAGAAAUAUAUCUAGGAACAUACAACAACAACAACAACCCUGUUAAUCAGCAAGCAAAGGAAGUGAUGAGAGUGUGUGGAGAGAAACCUUUACAAAAGCGACCAGAUCAGCUACCUAGACUAGGGAAUUGAACUUUUGCCAUUUAAGGAUGUUAAUUAAUAAAGUAGGUUUAGAAAACUAAAACAGUUGGCAUAAGAACAUGACCAGAUUUGCUUACUGUUUUAAUGGUGUGUUUAUUUGUGUCUAAUUACCAUAUGCAAUGGCCAUGUUUGUGCACACAAAUCCGGUAAUUAAGCACAUGGAAGUUGAGAAGUUGCAUAUUUAAAUGUGAAAUCAUAGCAUCUGUGUUCGAAUUAGUCUAUGUAUUUUUCAUGUGCAGUUGUGUGCCAAAAGUAUAUUUAAAAAAAAAUCUUACAAAGUUUGAUUUUGGUGGGGGAUGGCAUGUACCCAAUCCACUUGUAAUAGUCUUGAUAUUUAAAGGACAUCAUGAGCCAUCCUUAAAGAUUAGACUUCAAGUAUUGACACUCCUGUGUAAUUAUUGGGUCGAAUCUUACUUUUAUAGUCUUGUUAUACAGCAUGCCCCUAUGCAAUCAUGGGAUUAGAAUGGCAGGACGUAGAGUGGGACAACAGAAGAAAUAUUCCUGUAUGUCAUACAGAGGCAAAGUUAAUGGUAACAAACAUGCAGACCUGAUGCAACCAGACUGAUAUAUUUAUCUGACUCUCCUUUGGAUUUAUGAUUGUACUACAUGACGACUCACUCCCAGGAACAGUAACUGAAAUAGUGUCUCUAAACUUUUUGCAUUACAGCUGAUCUGAAAAUGCUAAUUAAAUUUCUUAUGAGAAUUUCUGGUCUUUCAAUCAAAAAAGGAAAACUUCACUGAGAACCAAACACUUCUAACAAGGAAAAAAAAAAUCUUCAAAAUUUGCUACUGUUUUGACAACAAAACUGACUAGCUCUACUUUGCAUAGAGUUGCCUGACAAGGAAAAAUCACUAGGACUGAGCGAUCUUGGGUCCCAAACCUGCCAUUUCUUAUGCUGAGUGUUCUUUUAAAAAGUUGUCACUAUAAGACACUCUCUUGCUGAAAUUUCACCCCAUCGCCAGCAUUGGUUCAGAUCCAGGAGUGGCAGUGAUGGGAAGAAACCGAGUGCAGACAAUGUCCCAGGCAGUCACUGGCUUUUUUUUUUUAAGGCUCUUUGUCAAACCCUGCUCAAAAGGUCUAUGCUGUACGGUGCUUAAAAUGACCACAGCCAUUUGCACCUCAUGUAUUUUUGUUGUCUCAGUAUUGGUAUUGUCGGUAGAGCUGAAUGAGUGCUAACAGUACGAAAUCUUAGGGAAAAUAGACUAGGGGGAUAGAGAAGUCCUUUUUUUAUUUUAUUUUAUUUUUUUGCUACUGACUUUGGCUGGAUGUGAAGUAGAGCUGUAGAUGUAAAUGGCUACAGAGUCCAUCUCCAAUCACCCGUUUCCCCAGCUUUUUCUAUUAUAAGGUGUAAAACAUGAAAUUUGCAAAUUUCAUAAUUGUAUUUGACUGCACUAUCAUAUCGAAAAAAGGUUAAGGUAUUCUACAGCCUUACUAUCAGUUUUGGAGAGUUGGCUAAGCAGUAAGGAUUUUAGAAUUUGCACCCCAGAGAUCUGGUGCUUUGUGAAAGAGAUUAUCAUUGUACUAAUGAUCCUAAAUUGGGAUAUGGCAUGCCCUUUUGAACUGCAUCUAAAUAAUAACUAAUUAUCAAAUGUAGUAUUUUAGGUUGUUUAUUCUGAAAAGAAGCAUAAAAUACCUUAAAUUAACUAGUAAAAAUAUCUUCCAAAUUAUAACAAACAUACCUUGUUAAUUAUAUGGUUAAUUGUGUGAUUAUCAUUAAGGUGAUACUCUGUUUUUCUGUCUAAUCUUUUUUUCUAAAUGUGCUAGGAUUGAUGCUAAUCUUGACCUGGAUUUAUAUUACAUUCCCAGUAAAAAUGAUUGUUUUGCACUGAUUUUUGUAUCACAAACGUAGUACUUGAGGCUCUGAUUCAGGAAACCAUCUCAAUUCAGGAAGAGCACUUAAGCAUGUGCAUUAGUCUCACUGAAGUUGAUGAGACUUAAGCAUAUGUUUUUAAAGUUAAUCAUGUGCUCUCCUGAAGCCAGGUCUUAGAUUGUGUUGUUUUGAAUUCAUGGACUGAAAAGAUGUAACCAGAUGAAGAUAACAAAUCUGCUUGUUCUGUCUUCUAAGGCAAUUUAUAUAUUCUACUUGUCUGUUGUAUUAGUCCUACUUCCAGAUUACUCAAACACAACAUAUUUGAUACUUCCUUUGGAUACAUAACCGUUGGGAUGGAAGGUGCUUGUGAUGGCUGAGGAUGAGGGAACCAAUGGCUUUGUUUACUUAAGCCGUGGAUGAAAUUUCACUUGCAUCAUAAGAUAUACCUUCUCAAAACAUACGAAUUACAAAUCCUUUCUUUUUUUAUUUUAAAGGAGUGAACUGUUUUGGUGGAACUUCAUUGUGCAAUGUGUUUAACCAGGAAGCUAGCUAAUCUUUCUAUCCAUUUGGGAACCCCCAUUGUUAAUGCUGCAUCAUGAAGUAUUUACCCAAUGGAUAUGAGCACAUAUUUUGCUAAUUCUGCAUGCUGACUGACUGGUUAUGUUGAAGAAAUGCUCUGCUCUUCACCUGAAGAGUUCCUUCAAUUUAAACUUGCUGUUGUAAAUCUCUGUUUAUACCAGAAGAUGGCACCAUUGUUGGUGUCUUCCAGGAAAUCUUUAAAUAGAGUAAUGGAUGACUGUCAUAUACAAACCCUCACUGUACCUUAAAGCUUCUGAAGGAAAUUAAAAAUGUAAAUAUGUAUCUGCUGUAUUUCGAAUGCAGAAGUGGAUGAAGCUGAGGUCUUUGAAGAGUCCAGUUUUUUUCUCUCUCAGAUAAAGUAAUCACUUAAAUAUUUAAUAGGGUUUUUUGUCUGAUCAACUCUAUCCAAUAUGGAGCACCCAAAACUGCAUUUGAGGCCUUCAGGAUUUUUAUUGUGUGUGAGGAGCUGAAGCAACCAAGCCAAUAUGCUUCUAAGUACUAUAUAUGAACACUAAAAGUUUGACAACUCUUAGUAGAUAUUGUACAAAGAUCAUUCUUGGUCUUUGCAAACUUAUAUGCUACAUUCCAUAAAAGCAGAUAUAUUAAUUCAUAAACAACUAAUUACAGUCUGCUGCUAUACCACUUUAGGCUGUGAACUAACACAUUUAAGCAGGAGAAGGAAAAGUCGGCUUUGCUAGGUUUGUAAGAUAACUUGUGGUUCUGGUUGAUGGUCUUGAAAAUGUUCUUAAACCAGACUCCUGCAGCAAGUGGUGAAUGUGAAUCACCAAGUGAUAAGUCAUCCUUUUCAGUCCAAAUAGAAUCAGAUCUGCAGCACAGUGUGAUGGGACAGGGUGCUUUCCUUUCAAAUGAAACAUAAAGCUUAUGUUUUUGGUCAUUCAAGAUCUGGAGGCAAGAAGAGAAUGGGGGCCUUGGUCCUGCAGUCUUGCCCAGACUUCAAUUUGAGUAACUACAUUCUUGCUGCUGUUUUAAUUGGCUACAGUAUUUAUUGCCUGUCCCAGGCUUUUAUGUAGUGUUUUACCCCAGAAAUUAGGAUCGCAUGGAUAUAGUUCCUUAAAAUGUUGUGGGAUUCUUCACUCUAAAUAGCGCUUUGAGAGUACAUUGAUAACCCAUGCUUUUUUAAAACCCCUGCCAAACCUGGUAUAUUUGGACUUAAUAUCGGGGGGGAAAGGGUUAUUCAGGGGGAUGUGAUAUUGAAUAGCCUCUGGAAGGUCACUUGCAUCAUAAAAUUGGCCAGGACAAAGCACUGGAGAAUAUGCAAUAAGGAACAAUCCUCGUAAAAAGGAUUCUCAAGACUGGGUCUGGGGCACUUCCUAUAUAUAUUCCCACAGUUGGGCUUUGUAUGUGACUUUCCUGCUUCUUUUGGGUUCUAUAUCUGUCUCCAAAUACUGUUAAACCAUCCCUGUCAGGGUUGGCUUUUAGCUCUUGAUCUUGAAUACAUUUCUAGAGUGUAAUUGAAUUUUUAUGCUUUUGGAGUGCACUAGGUUGCACCAGAGGAGAAGGUAUAUUUGUUUUAAAUGCCCAGGGGAGGAUGCCUUCUAUUUUCUGUACAAAAGAUUUAUUUUCCCCUGUUGCAAAUUAGUCAGUAUCUUGGAGUGGAAUGAGCUUACUUGGGCUACUUCAUGGCUGCCCAAAAAAGGCCAUUAGAGCCUGAAUCCCUAUAUUGAGAAGAGCAAAACUGUGACUGUAAUUAAUUAGCAGAUAACAAAGGGCUCACAAAGCUUGGAGGGGGAAAAUGAUCCCUUGCCUUUAAGGAGUUUGACAAACACUGGACUAGAUGAGAGCAUCCUCCAACACUACCAGAAAACUGAUGUUCAAUUAAAAGUGAAGGGUGUUUGAAUUUUGAACAAAGCUGGUUUUCUCCUAAGUAUUUCUCAACUGGUUGUGUUAAAUACGAAUUUAAAAUAUUGUUCAUGAAACCACUCUUUAUUAUCAUGUUUCACUUAUAUGGCAUCUCUGAUGUCACUGUCCUACCAUUUCCUCUCUCAAUCACUCUCUUCCAAUUAAAAAUCUAAUGCAAAAAAAAAAAAGGCAGAAUUUAAGAAGGAAUUUCCAAGGUGUAAAACAAAACCCAAACACACACCCUUGCCAGGCUUUUGCAUCAUAAAGAUGUAAAAAAAGAAGCUCAAAAAAUCCCCCCAACCCAAUUAUUUCUUCCUCUGCAGGCAACCUUCAGCAUUUUCCUAUUACUAUAACUAGCAGAAUCGUGGACCUUUACUCAUAUGUAUACAAAGCAGCUGUAAUCUCUCCCUAUUUAGAGGUAACUCUAGCUAUAUCUUUUAUCUGUUCUUCAGUGGUGUUUGAUACAGGAGCUACACCAAAGCACUUCCUUGCAUACACAAACCAGAGAUUAGGUUUCACCUGAUUUAAGAGACUGUCAACCAGACAAAAGCUCCUAGGUUACCUGGCCCACUCCUACUAAAUUAUUGAAGUGUCUCUUCUAGCUGAAUGUAUACACUGAGUAAUUAGUCAGUAGAAAGCUGACACUGAUGAAUAUUGCAUCUCUUUUCUGUUUUAAAGAAAUCUGUUUGUAUAACCAAUACAGAGUAAACAUUUGGAAUUACUAUGGCCAUCACCUAGGAAAUAUUCCAGGCUUAUUUUGAAUAUGAUCAUAUUUAGCAUACUUUGCACUCAUAGUGCUUUACAAGCAAGUCCAAACCCCCUGGUAAAUUUACCUUAGGUAGAUAGCAUUAUCUCCAAUUUACAGAUGGGUAAACUGAAGCACAGAAAUAGUGGCUUGCUUGAAGGUGCUGGGAGUCAGUGACAAAGCUGGAAGUAGAACUUUGGAAUCUUGUAUUCCAGUUUUAAACUCUAAUUCAGUGAUACUCAGACUGAGGCUCGGGAGCCAUGAAUAGCUCUUUAAUGUGUCUCAUUUGGCUCUUUGCAGCACAUUAUCUUAAAGUUAGUAACCAAUCAGGAUGCUUUUAUUAUUUUAUUACCAAUUCAGUUAUCAACUUGCACUAAGUUAUUAACUUCUUUGCUGUGAGAAUAAUAUGUAUAUAUAAAAACUAAAUAUUUCCCCAGUCAUACUGUUUAAAUAAGAAUAGUACUAUUGUUUUAUUUACUAUGAAUUCACACUACUGUGGCUCUUGGGUAACAUUGGUUGCUAAUUUGGUUCCUGAACCACUGAGGUCUGAGUGUUACUGCUCUAAUUAUUGGUCUCCACUGCCUACCGGAGCUGGGCCUACUCUAUCAGUGAAGCUGCUUUGGUGCACUAUAACCUGUAACGCUUGUAGCCAUAUAUUAGACAACUUGCAUGAUGUGCUGCAAUGCUUAACUCUAAAUGUGGCUAUUUUAUACUGAUCCUGUUUUCCAAGUGCCUUGGCUCCAUCCCUCAGGAGCUUAGAACCUUUGCUUUGCUUAUCCGUAUAUGGAAGGUGACCCACAUUAAUGCCAAGAAGCUAUUUAGCAACUGAUCAUCAAAACCAUUACAACCAACUGACCUUAAAGUGUGGCCAACAUCACUUCAUUUUUUUGAUCUUGGCAGGGGAAGGGCAGUAGCAGCUUCCAUUAUUGUAAUGGCUGCCAAGGUCCCCUUUGCUGGAGCAAACAGCAAUAGCAUUGCCCUGGAUUGGAUUAUGCUCAAAUGGGGCUUAUCUAGAAAUGAGACUGCAUGCUUUUUCAGCUCCUGUUUUGCUCUGCGGUAGGACAGAGGGAUACACUCCACUCUGCUAACCUCUCUCACAUUUGGCGUGUGCAAAGAUGAUAUUCUGUCAUCUUGGAUAUUGCUAUGGGCUCAGUUUAAAAGCCUACAUAAUAAAAAAAAAAUGGGUGUAAACAAGUAUUUAUUUGCCUGUUAUGUAAUAAUUAUUAAACGCGAGCUUUUAAAAUCUAAAAUUAUGUCACAAUUAUUUCUGCCUUUCUUUAUUCUGCAUAUUUCCCAGCUCACACAAUGUAAAUCAAUGGAUGUAGAAUUUCUAGCACUGGAAGGAAAUGUUAACUUGUCUUCAAAUAACUGUUUCCACUGGUUUUUUGUUUGUGUUGGGGUUGAUAUUUUGUUUUUGGCUUUUUAUUUUAAGGUGGAAACAUUUGUUAUUUUCAGUGUUUUAUAAAAGUUUGGGUUACAAAAUCUAAAUCUUUGGCUGUUAGUUUACAGCCUCCUGUAAGAUACUAGGAAAGAUACUAGGGAGCAGAGUAAGGCAGUUUGGGUAAAAUAAGAUGUGGCUUGGAGAGGUAAAUUCACCAGUUACACCUGCAGAGAAGUCAGUGGAAUUACACUAGUAGAGAAUCUGGCCCUCAAAUGCCAGUUAACCCCCUCAACUCUCCAUCCCAAACUUAUUUUCAAAUCCUUAAACUUCUGGCAACUUUCUGUGUACACAUAAGGUCCCGUAAUUUUAUUACCAAAACUUGAACCAAACCAUUAUCUUUUCACUCCAACAUAAAUUCCAGAAGGUCAAGAUAGAAUUCAGACCCCAAAAACUGAACCAGACCUACAAAUACAGAUCUUUCUUGGGGCAGGUAAAGCAGUUUAGCUCAUUCAAAAGAGGGACUUGAUAUACACGAGUUAUAUAUGCACAGUGCUUCAUAAUAUAAUGUACAUCUCUGUCUAUCUAAUUCUUGAAAUAUAAAAGAAAUGAAAGAGAGACGGCAGAUAAGAAAGACAAAGAUUAUAUAGAGGGAUGGGGUGGAAGAGAUCAAUAGAGAGAAUUGCUUAAGAAAAUCUGUUUCAUUGGAGCCUUCUACUAAGCCCUGGUUGGGCUUGGGUCCUUGAGAGGCUAUUAAGAUAUUUGGUCCGUAUGACAGUCUGAGUCACAUUCAAGACUGACAUAGGUCCAUCAUCACAAUGGUCUGGCCUAGCUUAUCCACCUCACUACCUUUCUUUGGUGAUGCUGUUGCCAUGACCAGCACCAUUGGGAAGACAAGAGUAAAGAUGGUGUACUAACCGCUGCCAACUCCUCUUCUAACUAUGGCUCUGCUAGGAGAGAAGAUUCCCAAUAGCUGCCUCUCCAUCAGUGAGUCCUACCAGAAUGUACUAGCUACCAUCCUACUCUUGUUGGGGCUCCUUGCCUUACUGGAUAAUGCCAUCAAAAUUGCUCUCCUGGUCUGGAUUUACCUGUGUCAGUUUCUGAAGAGAAUCUUCCACUAUUUCAUCACCAAAGCCUACGGAUGGAUCAAGGCACUAACAGCCAUUUCCUGCAGCAAGAAAUCCAGCAGCUGGAAGGAGCUGGUUCUGACCAAAGGCCACAGGAAUAUCUCCAUGUUGCACUUCCACUGCACUCUGGAUCCUCUGAGGCUAACCGUGAACAUGAAUAACCUAAAUGGGCCGAAAAGCCACUGUCCCCAGGGUCAUAGGAAGGGCAAGGGUUACCAUGGUUCCUGGCCAACCCAUCAAGACACGGAUGAUGAGAAAGCCAGUUGGUAUGGGCACCAGCAGCAACACCGUCAGGUGAACAACCGGCCUAACCCCGGUCAACGUUACCAUGACUGGGAGAGUCAGUCCAGCUCCCGUCACUCAGACAGUGACAGUCCGCAGCCAGUGUGCCCGGCCGGAUCCACUGUGUCAUCAGUGCGUUUUCACAUCAGCACCCCAGAGCAGGUUGCCAAGGCCAGAGGCAGCUUGGUUGACUGGGGUAUUUACAUACACAACCCACAGAGGGUCACUGGGGUUAAAGAGCUUGGCCUGGACAGUGCAGGAGAAGCUACGCAACUGCAGAGUUCCCUGCAUCAAUCUGCUGUUCCAAACACAGAAGGACCCAUCGGCCUCCAUUCAGAGUGCUCUGCUGUGCACAUUCACCCCCAAGUCAGUGAGGCACACUUCAUACCCAGCCCAAUCUUCCCAGGCCCUAAGCGGGUAGUGUACUCUGCCCUGGCUCCCACCCCAGAGUCCAGAACCUGUCUCAACAAUGAUUACCACCACCCAGUGUCCCAGGCAUAUCAUCAGAGGAGUCCUGAGCACCAUCCUGGGACUGAAUUUCACCAGUGCUUGCCACUUGUCCAGCGAGCCGAAGUCUACAUCUAUCUUGUCAACCCACCGCCUCCCAGCCCAGAGUGCACCACUGAACGGUCCACCCACCCCUUUUCAGCAUCUCACACCAUCUUGGUCAAGGACACAUUGGCAAACCGGGUAUCUGUUGGCCACACCUGGGAAAGUUCCAACCAAGGCCCAACAGGGCAGAUUAUCUGUGACACCCACACACAACGCAAGAGUAUCUGGGAGAGAAAACACCAAGCUAGCACUCUGCAGUUGAGCCCAGACUAUGAGAAGCUGGCAAGAAGCAGUGAUGGUGCCAACCUGAUCCACAAUCCACCUCUCCUGGCAGACACGACAAGAGGAGGUUCUGAAACAGCACCACCCAACAUUAGCAAUUGAAGGUACCAUACAACUGGAUUUACCACCCAGCUGACUUCAAUUCCUGGCAUGGAUAAGAUUCGGAUGCCUGGUGAACCCUGGGGGACCUGAACUAGGUGGGUGGGAAUAGUACAAAUGGCAUUCUCUGCUAUUUUGUGGUACUCUCAGGACGUGCUGGGUUCAAUAAACAGCAAAUCACAAAGCUCCUAGUUACGCAGAUUCUCUAUAGUGACAGCUGGGGGUGUGGGAAGAGCCCAGGUGGCAUGGCUUCUGCAUAUAAGAAGCCGCAAUUCACUUGUACAUUUUGACCCCACCCAGGUGUCCUAGGUAUGCAUUGCAAUUCAGUCUCUGUGGCAGGAAUGCUCAAAUGAGUUUGAGCUCUGUGAUUUCUCCUCUAGGUAUUAAUUUUGGGCACAUAACUGUCGUCUCUCACCUCCCCGCCGCCGAUUUAAAAACACUUUUUAUAGUUUGUUAUUUUUAUUAAGUGGUUUACACCAGAAGGUGUGGUUAGAGAUACAGUUGGUGAGUAAAUAUACAUGGAAACCUGCCUACAAACCCAAUUCAGGACCUACCUAAGUGCUCAGAGAUAAAAACACCUAAGCCUAGAUAAAAGGCCAGAGGAGGAAUGUUUACAGGCAUAAAGCACAAUAUAUGUUUAGUAGGUAUAAUAAAAUGUGUCUCUGGUCUUGGCACAAAUGAGAAACUUCCUGCAGACCAUCUUGGGAUCAAGAAUAGAAAUAGCCAUUCUGAUGAAGACUCCAGUUCUCAUCCCCAUCCCAUACCAUCCUGGGAAACCGGUGUAAAGCAUGCUCAUGGGGUAUCAGAGUUUGAGAAGCGUGCCUUACACGUGCCCUUCCUAUCUAGGGAUGUCACUCCUGUCAGUCUCUCAGUUACCUACAUUCCGCACAAAUUUCAUGUCCCCUUACUUUUUAUUGAUGAAAAUUAUUUACAUCAUUAAAAAUAAGCAAUCAUGGAACUCAGAUGAAAAGCUGUUUACACGGCACUGAAUCCUGCAGCAUGUAUGUAUAAUUUAAGUUUCAUGUAUGUAUAAUUUUUGUGCUCCUCUUCGAAGGUCUUUAUUAUCUAUUGCAUCCAAUAUAUGGACCUUGGCAGGCUGAGAGCUUUGGUGAGAGGAGCCUGGCUUGCUGUGGAAGCAUUUUGUAUGACCUGCCAUUGCAGUUUGAACUCAGGGGAUCCUUUGCAAUACCUGCUCUAAAUAGGCUGCAAGCAGAGUACUUCUGUGGUCUAACAAGUGCUCACAAGAGCUGGGCUUGGCACAUCUUAAUGAGUUUGCAACAGAGGGCAUGCCUCCCAGCCCAAGUAGCCAAAUACACACUAGCUCCGCUUGAGCUAGCAUGCUAAAAAUAGCAGUGUGGAUGUUGCAGCACCAGUGUACAUCUGAGUACAAGCCCACCUGAACCCCUGGGUCUGUACUGGGGUUGAUAGCCCAUGCUGCAACAUAGAAUCAUAGGACUAUAAGGGACCUUGAGAGGUCAUCUAGUCUAGUCCCUGGCACUCAUAGCAGGACUAAAUAUUAUCUAGACC
Messenger RNA from Chelonia mydas (Green sea turtle), 10632 nucleotides. RefSeq lists its product as uncharacterized. Lineage: Eukaryota; Metazoa; Chordata; Testudines; Cheloniidae. The transcript is spliced from 3 exons. The record is from RefSeq and is a predicted model, not a curated record. The coding region runs from base 7705 to 9108 and encodes 467 amino acids.